This is a messenger RNA of Puccinia graminis f. sp. tritici CRL 75-36-700-3, 599 nucleotides long. RefSeq lists its product as uncharacterized. NCBI's taxonomy places the organism in Eukaryota, Fungi, Basidiomycota, Pucciniomycetes, Pucciniales, Pucciniaceae. The coding region runs from base 66 to 599 and encodes 177 amino acids. The transcript has 3 exons. The record is from RefSeq and is a predicted model, not a curated record.
UGGUGGGUAUACGCAAUCAGCCGGAAAGACCCGGUGACACCCGGCUGUUAAUUGCAAAUUCGAUCAUGUUGAAACGCUAUUCGGUGUUCGGGCAGGUGCGGUGUCAACCGCCGGAAAGUUGGAAUGGUAUCCAAUGUGCUAAUGAUCUACUAUCCAUCGAGCUCCAUUCAUGCGGGACGUCAAUGGUGUUCAAUUCUAUGGAUGGAGUGUCGACCGGUCUAGGCGUUGUCAAGGAGACGCGUCAUCGAACGGCACCUGAAGAAGUUGCAAAAGCUUCAUCGAUGAAAUCUCAAUGCAAGACUUCCGAGAUAUUACACACAGGUGCUGAAACAUGCAUUUACGGCCACCGACGAACACUCCCAGCCCAGAUCACCGUCUAUCCUGGAGGGUCUCUCAACCAUCCUAUUCGCAACCCAGACACCGGCGGUUUCAAUAAGCUGAUCGUGUUGGCUCUGCGGGACCUUAUAUGUGCUAUCACUCCAUUGUCGUUACAUGCUACUUCCACCUGCAUCAACUGCCUCAGCCUGCCUCACGCUUUCCCCGCUUUGCUGCUUCCAUUAGAACCACCACCAGGUUCUGACAACCGCGAAGCAACUUGA